AUGGAGCCUAUCGAGGCCCGGCCCAUGCCUAAGCGAGCCUCCCAACGCAAGGUCCGGACGCCGUGCUUGACCUGCAAAAUCAGACGCGUUCGAUGCGAUCAGCAGAAGCCCGAAUGCAACCGCUGCGUCUCGACCGGCCGCAAAUGCGAUGGCUACUCUGACUCCUCGAUCACUCCGUCACCAAAGCCCCCAUCCUCUAACAAACCAACACAAAUUCUUACAGCGGCACCCUCGAUUCGGCCCCGGCAGCUUGCCCCCGCGGCUCACCCCGCCAUAUCCUCCGCUACUAAUGGUAAACUAUCGCGUCCAGUCGCCUUGCCGAUCUUGAGAAGAGAUCCGCGGGAGCUCGAAGUGUACCAAUAUUUCAUUAACGUCGCCGCGCCCUCCAUAGCCGGCACCUUUGACACGGACUUUUGGCUUCGAGAGAUCCCGCAGUUCUGCCUCGCUGACCCGGCGAUAUGGCACGCUGUCACAGCUCUAGGAUCUUUAUGUCGCGACUACGACUUCAGAUCCUUAGAUCCAGGGAGCAACAACACAUUUGCCUUGAGCCAGCACAAUGCCGCCAUCUCCCAUCUCACGAGAUCAAGGUCCAUGUCAUCUAAGGCGGACCGAUGGCGCACUCUGGUCGCCAGCACCAUUUUCACUUGUAUGAGCGUGGUCCAGGGAUCAUACGAGCAAGCUCAGAUGCAUUUCCAAGCGGGCCAUAAACUAUUUCUACAACUCCAGGCUGAGGAACAGGCGUUCAUAGCGGGGAGGACUUCGAAGAAAAUGAUCAGAAGAGACCUCCCGAGCGUGACGCCAGUCACCUUCCAGUCAGUCCGCUCCAUCUUGAUCGCAUUCCAGAUCCACGAACAGAAACUGGACAUGGGCGAGGUGGUUGGCUCCCCGAACCACAUCUCCGCCGAGGACGACAGUUUCGGGCUCUGGAGAACCUACAUCGCGCCUCCGACCAAUCUCCAUCCCGCAUUCACACCAGAAAAGAGCCUGGCCCCGAUGAAUCUCAUACUAGCCACUCGUGCUUCCGAGUCGCUCAUGUGGGCUCUCGUCUACUUCAUGGGGAUGCAUCUCGCUGAGCUCACGGCUCUCCAUGCAAGUAGGCAGUUGCAGCUCCCCUCCCUCGCUGCGAGACAGAAGCUCCAUCUGCGGUGCUAUAAAGAAAUCGAGUCAACUCUGCAUAUGUUUGAGAAAGCCCUGGAAUCUGGCGAAGGGGACUCUGUCUGGUCCCCAACGGUCAAGGUCCAGAUUGGAAAGGCGGUCCAGUACCUAUACAUUUACAAGGAUACGAUCCGUCUUAUAUUUCACAAGGAUCCGCAUGAGCCAAACCCGUUGAAGCGGCUGAGGCUAUUGCCAGGGCUAUGCGAAUCAAUUGUUAAUCGAGCAGAGCAUGUUCUUCUCAUGGAGGCGGCCGGCAUAGGUAGAGGUGAUGGGAGUGCCCUAAUUCCGAGCCCAGCCCUAACAAACCCGCUUGCAUUCGUCGUCCAGUGUGGAUUCGGAUAUGCGACUCGAAGGCGUGCACUUAGUUUGCUCUACCGGCCAAGGCUGGAUGGCAUUUGGGAUACAGUCAUGUCCGCGAGUCUCAUGCAGGCCGCGCUUGACCUUGAGCUGAGUACCUCAAAGGCAUACUGGGCUCGCAAAGCCGCUCAGGGAAUCGCGUUGAAGCCCAUUGCCAAUGGCACGGGGGUCGAGGAGAUCGAAACAGGCGCUCAUCCAUUGUUUCGCUUAUUUGCAGCCGUGUAUGGUGAAAAAAGACAGAGAGGAGCUCGCAUUGCUUUACGGACCUGGCAGGAAUGGAUAGAAGGCGAACCAGGCCGAUGGAUCGAUGUCAAUUGGUAG
Molecule: messenger RNA, 1833 nt
Organism: Clonostachys byssicola
Lineage: Eukaryota; Fungi; Ascomycota; Sordariomycetes; Hypocreales; Bionectriaceae
Source: the annotation of a GenBank genome assembly